This is a messenger RNA of Leptosomus discolor (cuckoo roller), 1638 nucleotides long. The record is from RefSeq and is a predicted model, not a curated record. NCBI's taxonomy places the organism in Eukaryota, Metazoa, Chordata, Aves, Leptosomiformes, Leptosomidae.
AACAUGCUGGAAGAAGAUAACGACGAGACGUGUUGGAGUAACCUGGAGAACUUCCGCGUGAAGCUGAUCUCGGUGAUAGACCCUUCCCGUAUAACGGCCUACCUCCGCCAGUGCAAAGUGAUCAACCACGAUGACGAGGAGCAAGUUCUCAACGACCCCAGCCUGGUCAUGCGCAAACGGAAGGCAGGUGUUCUUCUGGACAUUCUUCAGCGAACGGGACGGAAGGGCUUUGAAGCAUUUAUGGAGAGUCUUGAGCUUUAUUAUCCCCAACUGUAUAAGAAGAUAACUGGCAAGGAGCCCAGCAGGGUUUUCUCUAUGAUUAUAGACACCGCUGGAGAAUCCGGCCUGAGCCAGGUCCUGAUGAAUGAAAUCAUGAAGCUGCAAAGCACCGUGCAGGAGGAGCGGCGGAAGGCCCAGGAGCUCACCGUGUGGCUGCAGAGCAAAGAGAACACGAUCAGGGAGCUGUGGGUGAGGGACAGCCUGCUCCGCAAGCACCAAGAGCGGGCGCAGAAGAUGAAGGAGGAGAGGGACAGCCUGAGCAAGGAGCUGCGGAAGUGCAAGGACGAGAACUACAACCUGGCAAUGAGCUUUGCCAAACAGAGCGAGGAGAAGAGCGCCGCCCUCAUGAAGAACCGGGACCUGAUCCUAGAGAUCGACCACUUGAAGCACAGCCUCAUGAAGGCUGAGGAUGACUGCAAACUGGAGCGUAAGCACACGAUGAAACUGAAGCACGCCAUAGAGCAGCGUCCAAGCCAUGAGGUGAUGUGGGAGAUCCAGCAGGAGAAGGAGUUGCUCUUGGCCAAGAAUCAGGAGCUGGAGAACACUCUCCAGGUUGCCAGGGAACAGAAUUUGGAGAAGAGCCUCUCCAGUGAGACUCUGGAGAAUGACUGUAGCCAGGUACUAGAACGCCAGGAGCUGAUGAACACCAUUUGGAGUCUAGCUCAGGCUCUGCCCGCAAGCAGGGUGCUUCUGACCUUGUCUCAACAGUACGCAGAGGAAAAAGAGAUGCUUGAACUACAGUGCACGUCCCUGAGGAACGACUCCCAGAUGUAUAAAAAACGGAUUGAAGCCGUCCUGCAGCAAAUGGAGGAAGUGGCUUCAGAAAGAGACCAGGCCCUCCUGACCCGGGAACAGUUCUACACGCAGUACUCCAAGAACCUGGUUGAGAGGGACGCUUACCGCAAGCAGAUCCGGGAACUGGGGGAGCGAUGUGACGAAAUGCAACUGCAGCUUUUCCAAAAGGAGAGUCAGCUACUGGCCGUGGAAGCCAAGCUGAAAAGGUUGCAACUGGAGCUACCCACACCGACAUCUGACCUGGACGAUACCUCCUCCAGAGAUUCCCAGGAACUUACUCUUCACGGUCAUCUAGAUGAAGACACACAACCAACGAAAAAAGAUUGCCCUGAAGGACAAAACCAGCAAUUCGGCGCUCGAGAGCGCAGUCUGCCUCCAAAGUCACCCAGUGAGUGUGGUUUAGCCAACGAGGAACUGGCAGAAAAGGAGAGGAGGAGGAUGAAGGACUGCUUUGAGCGUUACCGAAGAAAAAGAGCGAUGCGAAGGCUACCGAAGGACCGACACCACGAGGCCGACUGGGAGAACACCACCGGCAGCGACAACUCCGACACCGAAGGCUCCUGA